Messenger RNA from Lithohypha guttulata, 3192 nucleotides. RefSeq lists its product as uncharacterized. The coding region runs from base 1 to 3192 and encodes 1063 amino acids. Gene Ontology annotation, biological process: fatty acid elongation, monounsaturated fatty acid; sphingolipid biosynthetic process; very long-chain fatty acid biosynthetic process. The transcript has 2 exons. The record is from RefSeq and is a predicted model, not a curated record. Gene Ontology annotation, cellular component: endoplasmic reticulum membrane. Lineage: Eukaryota; Fungi; Ascomycota; Eurotiomycetes; Chaetothyriales; Trichomeriaceae. Gene Ontology annotation, molecular function: fatty acid elongase activity.
AUGGAGCGCGUAAGUAUGGCUUACCACAGCAGCUCGAGCUUUGGCGAAGCUCUUGCAAAAUUAAGACCUGCCGUUCGACUGACUCUUCCACCUCUCUGGUUCUUCAACUUCCCUCCCUCGAUUGAGCCACGAACACUACCUCCCCCACCAAAUGAUCCGACUCUGGCGCAUCCCUUCACCAUUCCAAUUGAUAUCUACAACAAAGUUCUCAAUGCGACGGUACCUGUCACAAUCGCCCUCAUCUAUAUUACCACUGUCACCUUCCUCAAUUCGGUAAACAAACGAAGAGGCUAUCGGCCAUGGGCUUUCAGCAAGACCAGAUUCUUCAAGCUCAUGGUCAUCACACACAACAUAGUCCUCUCCCUUUACUCAGCCUGGACCUUUGUGGGCAUGCUCAAUGCGCUCAAGAUCUCCCUCUACUCACCCUGGGAACCAUAUGGCCUCGCAGGAACAGUAGACUCGCUGUGCAAAAUAAACGGUCCAAGAGGUGUUGGUUCAGCUGCAAGAUACAAUCCUCAAACAUCCACGUGGGGGAUUGCAAACCGAAUAUACCACCUUGGCACCGACACGAAUCCUGACGCGACUGACGUGGGGAGAAUGUGGAAUGAAGGUUUAGCAUUCUACGGCUGGCUCUUCUACAUGUCCAAGUUCUACGAGGUUAUUGAUACUCUCAUCAUCAUCGCCAAAGGCAAGAAGAGCAGCUUUCUGCAGACAUAUCAUCAUGCUGGAGCCAUGAUCUGCAUGUGGGCUGGCAUCCGCUACAUGUCUCCUCCUAUCUGGGUCUUUGUUUUGGUUAAUUCCUUCGUUCACUCGAUCAUGUACACUUUCUACCUCUUCACUGCCAUUGGCGUCAAAGUGCCUAGCUGGUUCAAGCGCACCCUGACCACUCUUCAAAUCACCCAAUUCGUUCUUGGAGCAUCUUACGCUUUUCUACAUCUCUUUAUUAAGUAUCAGAGUCCGAUCAGCGUACCUUACUCAUACCAUCUUGGCUCUGCCGCAACCGCCAUCGCCUCGGAUGUUUCUUCUGUCGCUUCUGCUGCAGUCGCGACAGCAUCCGCCGAUCUUGGAUCACAAAUCAAGAAAAUUCUGCUACGUGCUGCUGGCAGAGAGGGCCUUGCCGAGAACGUUCACAACAAUCGUGGACAGCUCUUUGGUAUUGAUGCAGUCAAGGCAGCUCAAGACGAAGCCAGAAGAGAAGAGAUUCGCUACAGAGACGAGCUCGACUGGACACACUGUCUCGAUACUAGCGGCCAAGCUUUUGGUAUUUACCUGAACGUUCUCUAUUUGGCACCCCUCACCUGGCUUUUCGUCAGAUUCUUUAUCAAAUCAUAUCUACAGCGACUUGAACGCAGACGCAGUAGUACUGCCAGCCAGAAGGCAAACAUGGCCUAUUUGAGUGUGAGAGAUGCACAGCGAGGUGUUGAUCGUAGACUUAGUCAAGCUUUCGAAGAUGCACAAGGUGGCGAAGAGACUGGGGACGAAAGUGCCAUUAUCGACGAAGAAUUUGAGGAAGAGCUAAAGGUCGCCGCUGAUAAAACGAAGGAUGCCGUAUCCUCAGCCGCUGAGAAAGCUAAUCGCGAGGUCAAAUCUACCGCUAAAUCGACACAGCAGACUCUGAAGAACGCCAAAACCAAAGUCGAAAAUAGCCCAGCCGCUGAAAAUGCGUCGCAAAAGAUCAACUCGCUCACUCAGAGCAUUACGGACGCUGCCGACAGAAUUCAAGAAGAGGUCAAAGCUAUCGCCGCUGGUGAAAAUGAAGAUGCCAACCAUGCUCUCGAUGUCUUGAAGCAAAAAGCUGAUUCCCUCAAGACUCAGGCUGAGAAUGCGUCCCAGGCUGGCAAGGAAAAGGCAGAGGAAGCUUAUCAGAGCGUCAAGGAAGCAAUCUCGAAGUUAACGGCUGAUGCACCUGAUCGGGAGCAGGUUAAGGAGGAAGCUUCGAAAGCAUUCAAUUCCACCGCUUCAAAGGUCAAAGAAGGUACUGACGCUGCAGUGGAAAAGGGCAAGGAAGUGGCAUCUGCUACCAAGGAAACAGCUGCUGGUAAACUCGAAGAAAGCGCACAAGAAUCGACAUCCAAGGAUCAGUCUGGGCAGAAGUCAGAUUCGAGCUCGUCAAAUAGUGGAGAGAAGGACUCUACUUCGAAUAAGCCUCAAGCUAAUAGCGAUAGUGCUGCUGACGAAACACAGACCAAUGAAACCUCAAACAAAGGGUCUGAUAAAUCAAAACCUGCAGAUGCUACAAAGCGUGAGGGAGAUGAUUCAAAUAAGGAGGAAGAUCAGAAGCCGGCAGCAAAGGAGCAAGAGCUGACCGAAAAGGAAAAAGUGCGCGAUGUGAUUUCUGACAAAGACUCAAAAGCUGAAGCAAGUACAGGAGAUGCAAAGAAAAGUGCAGCUGCUGCAAGAAAGUCAAAAGCAAGACAGUCCAGCGAACCCAACACCUCCAACAAGCCCAAGCAAAAAGAGCAAACUACCCAAAAAGAAAAACCAUCAGUAGAAGAUGACGAAUCUUCGUCCGAAGCUCCAGGUGGUAGUCUCGACAAGGCAGAAGGUUCGUUCCCAAUACAAGAGAACUCUGAAGGAAGACAGCAAUACUUUCAUCAAGAACGUGAGGAUGCUAUCAAGAAGCUAGACUCUACCAAAGACGAAGAAACAGAUGUAGUUGUACCGGAGGAGACAGAGGACAAGACGGAAGAUGAUCACAACGACGAAUCAAAAGAGAGUGAGGUCAAGAGCGCAGAUGCAGAGACUAAAGAGGAAAGACCCUCAUUCGAAGAGACACGUGCACAGGCUCUCGAAAAGCUGAAGUCAGCGAGCUCAGAAUCCAACAAGCCGGACACUCAGGACUAUGAGGACCAGAAAGAGUCAUGGAUUCAGGUUGAUAAUGAAACAACCCCAUCUAAAGACAAGAAUGGCAAGUCAACAAGAGCUCACGCAGAUGACGGAGAUUCGGAUCAGCCAACCUUCGCCGACAUCGUUAAGCAAAAUCCCGAGGGUUCGGAAAAUGACGAUGCACAGGACACUGCCGAGAGCAAGGAGGACCAGGAAGCAGAAGCAGAGGAAGACAAAAUCAUCGACGAAAGUGAAACUCUCAGAGAUGAUGUCAAGCCUAGUGCAUCAGAACAAGAUACAGCUAAUGAGGGAGGAAAAGACUCGAAAAGCUCAACUUCAAAGAAAGCUGCAGAAGCUGGUGCGUAG